Lipotes vexillifer (Yangtze River dolphin) is the source of this 2468-nucleotide messenger RNA. It is a transcript of the gene P3H2, whose product is annotated as prolyl 3-hydroxylase 2. The coding region runs from base 196 to 2316 and encodes 706 amino acids. Gene Ontology annotation, biological process: collagen metabolic process. NCBI's taxonomy places the organism in Eukaryota, Metazoa, Chordata, Mammalia, Artiodactyla, Lipotidae. The record is from RefSeq and is a predicted model, not a curated record. Gene Ontology annotation, cellular component: endoplasmic reticulum. The transcript is spliced from 15 exons. Gene Ontology annotation, molecular function: procollagen-proline 3-dioxygenase activity; iron ion binding; protein binding.
CCUUUAAGAGCGGCCGUCCGAGCCGGCCUCCGCCUCUUAGUCCGCCGAGCGCCGCCGGUCACCUGAGGCUCCCGGGUCAACCGGCUGGCGGCGGGGCCGGCGAUCUCGCCCGCGGAGCCGAGAGACGGGGCCUGGACGCCAAGUGCCCAGAGCCGACUGCGAGCGUGGCCGGCCGGCGCCCGUCCGCGGCGGAGGAUGCGGGAGCGUAUCUGGGCGCAGCUGCCGCUGCUGCUGCCCUGGCUACUGCUGCCGCCGCCGCUCUGGGGCGGCCCCCCGGACGGCCGGUGCUCGGAGCGCGAGCCCGAGCCCGGGCCUCUGCAGCCCUUCGACCUGCUGUACGCCAGCGGCGUGGCCGCCUACUACAGCGGGGACUACGAGGUGGCCGUGCGCGACCUAGAAGCGGCGCUGCGCAGCCACCGACGCCUGCGGGAGAUCCGCGCACGCUGCGCCCGCCACUGCGCCGCGCGCCGCCCGCUCGUGCCUCCCGGCGCUGGCCCAGGGGCCGAGCUGCCCUUCUUCCGCGCCCUGCUUGAGCGGGCGCGCUGCUACCGCAGUUGCCAGAGCCAGCGCCUCGGGGGCCCCGCAUCCCGCCACCGCGCCAGCGAGGAUGUGCGCAGCGACUUCCAGCGCCGAGUGCCCUACAACUACCUGCAGCGGGCCUACAUCAAGCUUAACCAGCUGGAAAAGGCAGUGGAAGCAGCACACACAUUUUUCAUGGCCAACCCUGAGCACAUGGAAAUGCAGCAGAACAUCAAGAAUUACAGAACAAUGGCGGGCGUUGAAGACCUCCAGCUGGUAGAUCGGGAUGCCAAACCACACCUGGAGAGUUACAGUGAAGGAGUUAAACAUUAUGAGGCAGAUGACUUUGAACUAGCUAUCAAGUACUUUGAACAAGCUUUAAGAGAAUAUUUCAAUGAAGAUACGGAGUGCAGAGCCCUGUGUGAGGGGCCUCAGAGAUUUGAGGAAUAUGAGUACUUAGGGUAUAAAGCUGGUCUCUAUGAAGCCAUUGCAGAUCACUAUGUGCAGGUGCUGGUUUGUCAGCAUGAAUGUGUGAGGGAACUUGCCACCCGCCCUGGCCGCCUCUCACCAAUCGAGAACUUUCUUCCCCUACAUUAUGACUACCUGCAGUUUGCCUACUAUCGAGUUGGCGAGUAUGUGAAAGCCUUGGAGUGUGCCAAGGCCUAUCUUCUACUCCAUCCAGAUGACGAGGAUGUCAGAGACAAUGUGGAUUACUAUGAGAGUCUGUUGGAUGACAGCACUGACCCAGCAUCUAUCCAGGCCAGAGAGGAUUUGGCGAUGUUUGUGAAGCAUCAUAAACUGGAAUCAGAACUAAUAAAAUCAGCUGCAGAGGGUCUGGGAUUUUCAUACACUGAGCCGAAUUAUUGGAUUCAAUAUGGAGGACGACAGGAUGAGAAUCAGGUCCCUUCAGGAGUGAAUGUGGAGGGGGCAGAAGUUCAUGGAUUAUCAACGCAGAAAAUGUCAUCACCCAAGAUAGACCGAGACCUAAGAGAGGGUGGCCCUCUGCUCUAUGAGAACAUCACGUUCGUCUACAACUCCGAGCAGCUGAACGGGACUCAGCGCGUCCUCCUGGAUAACGUCCUGUCAAAAGAACAGUGCCGGGAGCUGCACAGUGUGGCUAGUGGAAUCAUGCUUGUCGGUGAUGGAUACAGAGGAAAAACUUCACCCCAUACACCCAAUGAAAAGUUUGAAGGUGCAACUGUCCUGAAAGCACUCAGAUUUGGCUAUGAGGGCCGAGUCUCCCUGAAGAGUGCCCGUCUGUUUUAUGACAUCAGCGAGAAGGCUCGAAAGAUCGUCGAAUCCUAUUUCAUGCUGAACUCAACCCUGUAUUUUUCCUAUACACACAUGGUCUGCCGCACAGCCCUGUCUGGUCAACAGGAUAGAAGAAAUGACCUCAGUCAUCCCAUCCAUGCUGACAACUGCCUGUUGGAUCCAGAGGCCAAUGAAUGCUGGAAGGAGCCUCCUGCUUACACAUUCCGGGACUAUAGUGCUCUCCUGUAUAUGAAUGAUGACUUUGAAGGAGGAGAAUUCAUAUUCACUGAGAUGGAUGCCAAAACUGUGACCGCCUCUAUAAAACCAAAGUGUGGGCGUAUGAUCAGCUUCUCAUCUGGAGGAGAGAACCCACAUGGGGUGAAGGCAGUCACCAAGGGCCAGAGGUGUGCUGUGGCUCUGUGGUUUACCUUGGACCCACUCUACAGAGAAUUGGAGCGAAUACAGGCUGAUGAAGUGAUCGCGAUCCUGGAUCAAGCACAGCAAGGGAAGCACAAACCAAAUAUCAACCCCAAAGAUGAGCUAUAAAAACGAGAAAAAGAGUAUUCUAUCAGAUAUUUAUUUAAAUUGUUAAUCUUAUGAGAACCUUUUUAUUUUUGUACAGAGCCACGGUAUAAAUUAACAGGUUAAUAUGAGUCACCAGAUCUCCCUUCUGUGCCUAAGGAUGCUUGCUUUGCCCC